AUGGCGGCCUUGGCGCCUGGAGGCUGUGCGCGGAACGAUGCAGUCGAGAAGCUGCCAUCUGUCAUGGAGGGAAUUCCAGCGCGGAGGAGCCAGUUCUCUCCGCCCCCUGCUUCAGCCCCCUGCCUCCGUCGACGGACGCGACUCCCGGCAGCGCCCGAGGACACAGUGCAGAACCGGGUGUCACUGGAGAAGGUGCUUGGCAUCACAGCCCAGAACAGCAAUGGCCUAACCUGUGAUCCCAGCACAGGCCAUGUGGCCUACCUAGCAGGCUGUGUGGUGGUGAUCUUGGACCCCAAGGAGAACAAGCAGCAGCACAUUUUUAAUACUGCCAGGAAGUCUCUGAGUUCUCUGGCCUUCUCCCCUGAUGGGAAGUACAUAGUGACGGGGGAGAAUGGGCACAGGCCUACUGUGCGAAUCUGGGAUGUGGAUGAGAAGAGUCAGGUGGCGGAGAUGUUGGGCCACAAGUGCGGCGUGGCCUGUGUGGCCUUCUCCCCUGAUAUGAAGCACAUUGUAUCCAUGGGCUCCCAGCACGACAUGGUACUCAACGUCUGGGACUGGAAGAAAGAUGUUGUGGUGGCCUCCAACAAAGUAUCAUGCAGGGUCAUCGCCCUCUCUUUCUCAGAGGACAGCAGCUAUUUUGUCACAGUUGGUAACCGGCAUGUGAGGUUCUGGUUCUUGGAAGUGUCCACUGAAGCAAAGGUGACAGGAACAGUGCCUCUUAUAGGGCGCUCAGGUAUCCUGGGUGAGCUGCACAACAAUGUCUUCUGUGGUGUGGCUUGUGGCCGGGGCCAAACGGCAGGCAAUACCUUCUGUGUGUCCUACUCGGGUCUCCUCUGCCAGUUCAAUGAAAAGAGGGUACUGGAGAAGUGGAUCAAUCUGAAGGUCUCUCUCUCAUCCUGCCUCUGUGUCAGUCAGGAGCUCAUCUUCUGCGGCUGCACAGAUGGGAUAGUUCGCAUCUUCCAGGCCCACAGCCUACACUACCUUGCCAACCUGCCCAAGCCACACUACCUUGGUGUUGAUGUGGCCCAGGGCCUGGAACCCAGCUUUCUCUUCUGCAGGAAGGCAGAUGCAGUCUUCCCAGAUACAGUGGCGCUGACCUUUGACCCCAUCCACCAGUGGCUGUCCUGCGUGUAUAAGGACCACAGCAUCUAUGUCUGGGAUGUCAAAGACAUCAACAAAGUAGGCAAGAUGUGGUCGGAGCUCUUCCACAGCUCCUAUGUCUGGAACGUGGAGGUGUAUCCUGAGCUUGAAGAUCAGAGAGGUUGUCUACCAUCAGGAUCUUUUCUGACUUGUUCUUCAGACAACACCAUUCGCUUCUGGAACAUGGAGAGCAGCCCUGACUCUCCCUGGCAGAAAAACAUCUUCAGUAAUACGCUACUGAAGGUAGUGUACGUAGAGAAUGACAUUCAGCAUCUGCAGGAUAUGUCACACUUCCCAGACCGGGGGAAUGAGAAUGGGACAUCUAUGGAAGUGAAAGCCGGGGUACGAGUCAUGCAAGUCAGUCCUGAUGGCCAACACUUGGCUUCCGGUGAUCGAAGUGGAAAUCUGAGGAUCCAUGAGCUGCACUUCAUGGAUGAGCUGGUCAAGAUGGAGGCCCACGAUGCUGAGGUGCUAUGCCUGGAGUACUCCAAGCCUGAGAUGGGGUUGACCUUGCUGGCCUCAGCUAGUCGGGAUCGACUGAUUCAUGUGCUGAAUGUGGAGAAGAACUACAACCUGGAGCAGACACUGGACGACCAUUCCUCCUCCAUCACAGCCAUCAAAUUUGCAGGCAACAGAGACAUCCAGAUGAUCAGCUGUGGGGCUGACAAGAGCAUCUACUUUCGCAGUGCCCAGCAGGGCUCGGAUGGGCUCCACUUUGUCCGUACCCACCACGUGGCAGAGAAGACCACCUUGUAUGACAUGGACAUUGACAUUACCCAGAAGUAUGUGGCUGUGGCCUGCCAGGACCGCCAUGUGAGAGUCUACAACACCAUAAAUGGAAAGCAGAAGAAAUGCUACAAGGGCUCCCAAGGUGAUGAAGGGUCCCUGCUGAAGGUCCAUGUGGACCCCUCAGGCACCUUCUUAGCCACAAGCUGCUCUGACAAAAGCAUCUCAGUGAUUGACUUUUACUCGGGCGAGUGCAUUGCCAAGAUGUUUGGCCAUUCUGAAAUCGUCACCGGCAUGAAGUUCACCUAUGACUGUCGUCACUUGAUCACAGUAUCUGGAGACAGCUGUGUGUUCAUCUGGCACCUGGGCCAAGAGAUCACCAACUGCAUGAAGCAGCACUUGCUGGAAAUUGAACAUCAGGAGCAGCAGCAGCAGAACACAAAGGAUGGGAAGUGGAGCAGCCACCCCAGGCGGGAGACAUAUAUAUCCAGCAAGAUUUGUUCCCUAAGCCCUGGAGAGCAGACAGAGGAUGAGCUGGAGGAAGAGUAUGAACCUGAAAAGUUGCUGAAGACACCAUCCAAAGAGAGUUUGGAUCCAGACCCUCGGUGCCUGCUGACCAAUGGCAAGCUGCCACUCUGGGCAAAGCGGCUGCUAGGAGAGGACAAUGUGGUGGAUGGCUCUGCAUUCCGCGCCAAGCGCAGCUACCAGCCACAUGGUCGCUGGGCAGAGCGGGCUGACCAGGAACCCCUCAAGACCAUCCUGGUCCAUGACAUGGAUUGCUUCUUUACCCCCAUGAAGUCUGACAGCCUGGACGACUCCAUCCUGGACACACUGGAGCCACAGAACCUGGCAGGCCUGCUGAGUGAGUCAGAGAAUCCUCAGGAAGAUGGCUGUAGGAAUCCCUCCUUCCUGCCCCUACAGAGGGAGUCUUCUGAAGCCAGAGAGGUCAGCAUCUCCCUAGAGGCGGAAGUGCCAGUCCCAGGGACAGACAGGGAGCCUUUGGAGGAGGCAGGAGAGGGGGAACCUGAAGACCAGCAAGAUGACUUCUACCUUGGGGUCUCCUCCAUGGGCUCGAAGGAUCAGAGCAAACUUGAGGACUCAGGGGAUUCAGAGGCCUUCUUGGAACAUACCUUCCCCACCAUCCCUUCCUCCCUUCCACACCUGGACCCAGACCCUUAGUUUGACAUGAUAAUUACCACCCUCCCCCAAUGCCCAGGAACUACAGAAGAGUUGUCCCAGCCUGAGGUACCAGACAUAUCCAAUGGCUCCCUGCCCCAGACACCUGAGCAAGAGAAGUUUCUCCGGCACCACUUUGAGACACUUACUGACGCCCACCCUGAGGAGCUCUUUCACAGAUCCCUAAGAGAUGUGACAGCCUCUGAGGAUGAGGACUUUCUAAAUCCCCGGCUGAGCAUGUCAGCCCAGUUUCACUCACGCUUCCAGAAGACAUCCAGGCUCAACCACACCUUCCCUUCCCGGCUGCCCUUGAACCUCCUGAAGUCCCCAGAGGUCAAAGUGAUGGACCUCGGGGGAAACCAGCCCAGAGCAGAGCCUCUGAGAGCAGGUACUAGCUACGCCUUCCCAGACAGGACCAACGUCCUCCCUGGGGGAAAGGCUAAGGAGACUCUUGACACCCUGGAGGCCUGGUGCCCACUGACCCCCUGCCUCACAGGCCUGCCUUCCUGCAUCCCUUCUUUCUCAAUGCUGCCCACAGACAGGAAGCCUCUGAGGCCCACAGCCCUACUCAUUCCAGGCCUCCACAGCUCCUCUACCUGCUCCCACAUGGAGGCUGCUGCCAGCUCCUAUGCAAAGAUGUCACACAGCAUCUCCCUUGAGGACAUUGAGGACCCUGUCCUGGCUGAAUUGACCAGACCCCUCUGCAGGCCGUCAUCCAUGGGGGAGCUGGCCUCCCUGGACCAGGAGCUUCAGUCCAUCAUCACCACUACAGCAGCACCCAGUUCUGACAGCAAGGGCCAAGAGCCUGCCCUGACUUCCCAGGGCAACCAUGAAGCCCAGGCCAGCCUCAAACAGACCCUGUCAGGCGUCUGUGACAGGCUCUUAGUGCCCCCACCCCCACAGGAGUCAACUACUACUUGUGUCUGGUCCCAGGAACCUGUGGCCACCCAGCCUGAUGUCACAGUUACAAGAGCUAGCUUCCCAGCUCCCAUAGAUGUGAGCUCCCUGAGGCUCCACAACUCCACCUUUCUCCCAAGGCUUCUGGCCCCUGGGUCCCUCAACACCCCUGCCCACACCGACCGACCCUCACUUCCAGAGGCCAUGUCUGGGGGCCCUGGCAGCAUCACAUCCCUCCUGGAGCUCACCCCUGAUGCGCUCAAUGUAGUCCAGGACAGCCGUGGACACUGGGGGGAGCCUGGGGUGCCAGCUAGAGUCCUCUCCCCGGUUCCCUUUGAGCUGAUCAGGGUGGGGACCAUCGUGCACAAACUGCAGACUGCCUUCCAAGAAGCCCUGGACCUUUACCACCUGAUGGUUUCCAGUGGCCAGUUGAAUACCAAGCAGCAGCAGGCACGGACUGAGCUGGCCUCCACCUUCCUUUGGAUCCACAGCCAGUUAGAGGCCAACGGCUGGCUGGUUGGGAGUGAUGCGGCCCCAGCCCAGGCCCUGGCCAGCCCAGGUCCUCCCUCCCCACCUACAUUGUGCCCUCUGGCUAGCCCAGACUUGCGUGCCCUGCUGGAACAUUACUCGGAGCUCCUGGUGCAGGCCGUGCGGAGGAGGGCACAGGAGGACUGA
This is a messenger RNA of Pteronotus mesoamericanus, 4614 nucleotides long. RefSeq names its product WD repeat domain 62 (gene WDR62). The transcript has 33 exons. Lineage: Eukaryota; Metazoa; Chordata; Mammalia; Chiroptera; Mormoopidae. Gene Ontology annotation, cellular component: mitotic spindle. The record is from RefSeq and is a predicted model, not a curated record. Gene Ontology annotation, molecular function: protein binding. Gene Ontology annotation, biological process: centriole replication.